Priapulus caudatus is the source of this 395-nucleotide messenger RNA. Its product is annotated as A/G-specific adenine glycosylase-like. The record is from RefSeq and is a predicted model, not a curated record. The transcript has a single exon. The annotation marks the transcript as partial. Gene Ontology annotation, molecular function: oxidized purine DNA binding; purine-specific mismatch base pair DNA N-glycosylase activity; 8-oxo-7,8-dihydroguanine DNA N-glycosylase activity. Gene Ontology annotation, biological process: mismatch repair; base-excision repair. NCBI's taxonomy places the organism in Eukaryota, Metazoa, Priapulida, Priapulimorpha, Priapulimorphida, Priapulidae.
UUUCCUGAUGUGCAGGCAUUGGCGGAGGCGGAUGAAGAUCAGGUAUUAAAACUGUGGUCUGGUUUAGGCUAUUACGCCCGCGCGCGGAACUUGCAUAAAGCGGCAAAAAGGGUAUGUGAUGAGUUUGCAGGCGUAUUUCCUGAUAACUUGGAGCAGAUGCAAACCUUACCGGGUAUUGGCCGUUCUACGGCGGCGGCUAUUUUAUCCCUUGCUUCGCAACAAUCACACGCUAUUUUAGAUGGCAAUGUCAAACGUGUCUUAAGCCGUUACCACGCCAUUGAAGGCUGGACGGGCAAGGCAGCGGUGUUGAAACAAUUAUGGGCGGUCGCAGAGCAACAUUUGCCCGCCUCGCAGCACCGCGAUUACACCCAAGCGAUGAUGGAUUUGGGCGCGAC